AUGGGUUGUGGAAGUACGAAAGCAGCAACUGAUGAUGAGAAGAAUGCCGUUGAAAAUUGGCGACAAAAACGUGAACAAAAACGUUCAAAAAAUGUGAAUACAGAUAAUGAAGAAAUAUCAAUAUCACCAUUCAAAAUUGAACCUAUCAGACGAAAGCCUAUACAUAGUGUCCCUUCACCGCCAAUUGAAAAAAUCAAAUCAAAAAGUCCUUCACCUAUGCGAUUCAAAGGUCCCGCUAAAAUUCAUGAAAUAUAUAUUGAAAAACCUAUUGAAAUACGUGGAUUUGGUUUUAAACUUGAUGGUGGUCGAUCACAAAAUCGACCGAUAAUUAUUUCAGCAAUUGAAGAAGAUAGUCCUGCUGAUAAAGCUGGUUUAUGUAUUGAUGAUGAAGUUAUAUCAAUGAAUAAUGAAAAUAUUGAAAAUCUUACAUUCGAUCAAGUACGAAAAAUUCUUAAAGAACGUAAUUUACGUGGUAGUAUUAAAAUGAUUGUUAAAACUUAUGAAGAUACUAUUGAUGAUAAUUCUCAAACAGUUACAAAUGGAUUUCCGACUGAUCAUAGUCGAACUCCAUCACCACCUAAACAUAUAUCAACUACAACAAUAUCACCAAAUAUUCCAGUACCUAAAACAAAUUCUACACCGAAUAAUUUAUCACCUGUUUAUACAUUUUUACCUUAUACUCCAUCUGAUUCAAUAAAAGUUAAUACUGUACAACAACCAAUUCCAACAUCACCAAUAAAUAUACUUGCACCAAAACCAUAUCGUUCAACUGCGUCAAUUAAUCUCGAUCCACAAAAUAAUCAUGAUUCGAAUAUGAAAUAUACAUCGCCGAUUGAAGCAUUUCGAAGAAUGCUUAAUUCAUCGAAUAUAAAUAAACAUACAGUGAAUGAGACACCAGUGCCGAAUGAAAAACAACAAAUAAAUUUAUCUAAACAACCACCACCUCGAGUUAUAACCAAUACACCUCUAACAAUUGUUGAACAAUUUCCACCGCCACCGCCGCCGCCAACAUUAUCAUCCGUUCAAUCUGUUUUAUAUGGAAAUUCAACUGUUGAUAAUAAUAUAAAACAACAACGUGAUGAAUCUCCUAUUGCUCAAGUACGUUCCUAUGUUGAAAAACAAAUGGAUCAACUUCAACAAGAUCUUGAAUUUGGCUUUUCACGUGCGCCUAAAAUUCAUUCACCAUCAUCACCAACAUUACCUCGUACUCCAACUCUUGCACGAGAUCAACAGCGACCGGUGAAUAUUCCUGUCGAUUAUACUAAUCCUUCAAUAUCACUAUCUCCACCACCGCCACUACAACAACAACAACAAAACCAGCAACCGGAAUUUUUACGUUCAUCAUUGAAAAAAUCACUUUCUACACAAAAUGAAUUCGAACAAAUUCCAACAAAUCGUACUUAUGGUUUAAAAAUAAAUCCUAAUGAACAAGUUAUUCAUUAUCUUGAUCCAUAUCCUCAACAAGUAUCAUCGGUAAAUUUUACAAAACGUUCUAUACCUGAUUUACCAUCGAUGACAACAAUUCAUCGACCCAGUACAGCACAUUCAUUAGAACGUACAGUUAAUGAAUUAAGAAUUGAAUUACCAGGAUCAUAUUCAUCACAACCACAAAGAAAAACACCAAAUGGACAUAGUAAUGGUCGUCGUUCAGCACCACUUGCUCCACAUCAACAAGAAUUACAGAUAAAUAGACAACCAAUGUCUAAUUAUCAUGAUCAUCAUUCAAGAUAUGAACAACAAAGAAAUUUUGAAUCAUCACCAAAUAAACCAAAUCGAACGAGAUCAGCUGGUCGUACACUGAAUAAUGAACGAGUGUUAUCUGUUAGCGGAAAAUUACAUUGUUCAAGAUGUAAUGAAGAAUUAGGACAUGGUUCAGCUAUGGUUAUUGAAUCACUUAAAUUAUAUUAUCAUAUAGAAUGUUUUCGUUGUUUUGUUUGUAAUGUUCCACUAACAUCAUCUCCUGAAGGUAUUGAUGUUCGUAUACGCAACAAUCGACUUCAUUGUCAAAAUUGUUUUUCUGAUGAAAAUGGUGUGAAAUUAAGUGCUGUGUAA
Messenger RNA from Adineta steineri, 2052 nucleotides. The record is from the annotation of a GenBank genome assembly. Lineage: Eukaryota; Metazoa; Rotifera; Eurotatoria; Adinetida; Adinetidae.